This is a messenger RNA of Halichondria panicea, 1136 nucleotides long. RefSeq names its product retinol dehydrogenase 11-like. Bases 54 to 1058 code for a protein of 334 amino acids. NCBI's taxonomy places the organism in Eukaryota, Metazoa, Porifera, Demospongiae, Suberitida, Halichondriidae. The record is from RefSeq and is a predicted model, not a curated record. The transcript is spliced from 2 exons.
CAACCUUUACCAGUUGACAGUUUAAAGAUACAAUAUUAACUUAAAGCAAUGAGAUGAAUGAGCUGUGGAACUCUGCUCGUGUUAUGGUUGCAAGUGUGCUCACAACCUAUCCAUACAGCAUCUUCUCCUGGACUGCUGUUGCUGGUGUGUCACUGUAUCUGAUCAAGAGAUGUUUUGGAAGUCGAGGGGGCGUGUGCUACUCCAAGGCUAGACUGGACGGGAAGACAGCCAUCAUCACUGGAGCCAAUACUGGGAUUGGUCUAGAGACUGCUGUUGACUUUGCUCAGAGAAAUGGGAGAGUUAUCUUGGCCUGUCGUAGCAAGGACAAGGGAGAGGCUGCUGUGGAGCUAGUCAAGAAGAGAAGCGGAAACAAUGACGUGUUGUUCGUGCAAUUGGAUCUGUCUUCCCUGGAAUCUGUUCGACAAUUUUGUUCAGCAAUUUUAAGCAACGAGCAGAGGAUUGAUGUUUUGGUGAAUAAUGCUGGUUUAUUCUGCAACUUCAGCACGAGUGUGGAUGGUUAUGAGAUGCAGUUUGCUGUGAACCACCUCAGCCACUUUCUCCUCACCAAUCUGCUCCUGGAUAAAAUGAAACAAGCUCCAUCAGCUCGUAUAGUUAUUGUAUCUUCUGAAGGUUAUCAGUAUGGAAAAAUUGACUUUAACAACUUACAUACACCCGAUGACACACAAUAUAAAGCGUUCAACGCUUAUGCUCAAUCAAAGCUUGCCAAUAUCAUCUUUACACGUUCAUUGUCUAAGAAGCUACAAAAUACACAAGUUACUGUGAAUGCUGUGCACCCUGGAAAAGUGUACACUGAAAUUGCCCGGAAUGUCUGGUUUCUGAGAAUCGUAAUGCCUCUAUUUAAAAUCUUCCUCAAGUCUCCAUGGCAAGGAGCCCAGACGUCCAUCUACUGUGCUGUGUCUGAAGACAUGGAGGGAGUCUCUGGUCAGUAUCUGGCUGACUGCAAGUUCAAGAAGCUGACCAACCCUCAGGCAACAGAUGACGCCAUUGCUGAGAGGCUAUGGGAAGUGAGCUCUGAGAUGGUGGGACUCGACGAUUAAUUAGGGGACAAUAGUCUAUAGCCCAAUUAAUAUUUAUUAUUGUGCAAAUCUACAAGUGAAUGUAUUCAUUUUGGACCA